Molecule: messenger RNA, 1593 nt
Organism: Gallus gallus (chicken)
Lineage: Eukaryota; Metazoa; Chordata; Aves; Galliformes; Phasianidae
Product: leucine-rich repeat-containing protein 4B-like
Cellular component (GO): plasma membrane
Molecular function (GO): protein binding
Source: RefSeq, a predicted model, not a curated record
AUGGACCAGUAUGAACCAGUAAGGCCAGUAUGGACCCGGACCGGGACUCCCAGUAUGGACCAGUACUCCCAGUAUGGAGCGGACAUCCCCAGAAUGGACCAGUACCCUCCCAGUAUAUCCCAGCCGGGUUCCUUCCAAGGCUUGAGCAGCUUGAGGAAGCUUUGGCUCAUGCACGCCCGCGUGGCCGCCGUGGAACGCAACGCCUUCGACGACCUCAAAGCCCUGGAAGAGCUCAACUUGGCCCACAACGAGCUCAGCUCUCUGCCCCACGACCUCUUCGCCCCCCUGCACCGCCUCGAGAGGGUCCACCUCCACCACAACCCCUGGAGGUGCGACUGCGACGUCCUCUGGUUGGCCUGGUGGCUCAGGGAGACGGUGCCCAGCAACACCAGCUGCUGCGCCCGCUGCCACGCGCCCCCCGCUUUGAGGGGGAGGUAUUUGGGGGAGCUGGAGCCCACCCACUUCACUUGCUACGCCCCGGUGAUCGUGGAACCCCCCGCCGACCUCAACGUGACCGAAGGGAUGGCGGCGGAGCUGAAGUGCCGCACGGGGACGGCCAUGACGUCGGUGAAUUGGUUGACCCCCAACGGGACGUUGAUGACUCACGGUUCGUACCGGGUGCGGAUCUCGGUGCUGCACGACGGCACCCUCAACUUCACCAACGUCACCGUGCAAGACACGGGGCAGUACACGUGCAUGGUCACCAACGCCGCCGGCAACACCACGGCUUCGGCUACGCUCAACGUCUCCGCCGCCGACGCUGCAGCCGCUGCAGCCGCAGCCGCAGCCGCAGCAGCUGCAGCAGCAGCCACGGGGUACACCUAUUUCACCACCGUCACCGUGGAGACCCGGAUGGAGGAGGAGGAGGGGGUGGGGGGGGGGGGGGAUGAUGCGAGCGUGCAAACGGCCCCUCUGCCCACCGUGGGUUGGGAUGCAUUGCCCGCCGGGGCGUCUACAGCAGCGCCGGCCACGCGCGCCACCGGAAGACCAUAUACCGUCCCUAUAACGGCUGUGGGGGUGUCGGGGGGGGGGGGUGGGUUGCAAGACUUGGACGACGUGUUGAAGACGACGAAGAUCAUCAUCGGCUGCUUCGUGGCCAUCACCUUCAUGGCGGCGGUGAUGCUGGUGGCGUUCUACAAGCUGAGGAAGCAGCACCAGAGGCACAAGCAGAGGGGUGGGGGUGGGGGGGGGGGGGGGGGCGCCAGGGCGGUGGAGAUCGUGAACGUGGAGGACGAGUUGGGGGGGGUGGGGGGGGGUCGGGGUCCCAUCGGGGGUCCCAUCGGGGACAGCCGUUUGGCGCUGCCGGCGUUGGAGAGGGAUCACGUGGAUCGCUACGCCGCCUUCGCGGCUCAUUACGGGAAUAGCGGCGGCGGAGGCGGAGGCGGCGGUGGGGCGGCGUUGGGCUGCGGGAAGAAUCCGCUCCUCAACUCCGCCCACGAACCGCUCCUCUUCAAGAGCCCCUCCAAGGAGAACGUGCAGGAGACGCAGAUCUGACGGCCGGGCGGCACCCCCCCAAAACACACACACACACCCCCCCCCAUAAAGAAGGAAGAUGGGGGUGUGGACUGACCCCCCCCGCUUAUGGACCCCCAA